Molecule: messenger RNA, 1162 nt
Organism: Didymodactylos carnosus
Lineage: Eukaryota; Metazoa; Rotifera; Eurotatoria; Philodinida; Philodinidae
Source: the annotation of a GenBank genome assembly
ACUGAAACUAUGAAGAAGAUGAAAUACAAUGACCUGACUUCCAAGCAAUUACGUCUAGUAAUCAUAGAUAACUAACUUGAAUGUCACGGGAAAAGUCCUUUUUUACUUUCCCUAUCAUCUCUUAUAAAACUGGCUAUUGAUUUUGUGUCUAUAUACUUACUCUAAAAAGUAAAAAAGAUAGAAUAUAGUUACAUUUUUAUAAAAUAUAUUUUAUUUUAUCUUUAUUUCUUUUUUGAGUGAACUAAUUUGUAAGAGAUAGCUAUCCAUCAUAAACCAAAAAGAAGUAGAAAAAAGUUUUUUUCAUGCGAUAAAAAAAAGACAGUAGAAGAGAAGCGAGAAAUUUGCUCGAUACAUCUUCUUUUCUGGGAAUACAAAUGUUUUCCGAAUGCAUUUCAAACACAACAUAUAGAAAAGAGUUCAAUCAUUUAUGUUUACUCGCAUAUAUCUCUGCCAAUAUUAAAUCAGAUAUACAUUUUUCAACAUAAAUAGUAAAAAGAUUACUACCGCGUCCAAAACAUCAUGAUAACUUUGAGAAAAUCGGGUACAGACAAGAAAACUAGACCUAUCAAAUUUUGCAUACACACUUCAAACGAAGAAAGUGAUGUGCGUUAAGUUUUAUUUGGCUCACAAGAAAAUAAUUGAAUUUUAUCUUUUGACUAAAAACUAUUUUUUUCAAACUAGAAUAAGUACAUUUAUCUCAAAAAGCAGAUCGACGAAUAGUGUGUACUUUGAAAAGACAAGUGUAUGUCCUCAAAUUUGUGUACAAUGUAAAAAAAAUGUUCUCUUAGUGUGCCAAAAGUAGAAUGAAAACAAUUUAUUCGAUGAGAAACGUGUUCAAGUGUCGUAGUUAGGACACAUUUUGCGUCAUUUAUUGCGUUAUAAUAAUCAGUAUUCUAUUAUUUUAAAAUAUCCGAUCGAUUUGAUAUUAAAAAUAUUAAUGUUAACAUUAAACAGUUUUUAUGAUGCAUUACAGCAUGAAUUUGCCGACAAUUCAAAUAUUGAAGUUAUCCCGAUUGAUCUAAAAUGGAAAAUAUGUUGCUCUGAUGGCGUGCAUUCCAAUCGUCCUGGAACAUGUUUAAUCACACAAAAACUCAUUGAAACAAUUAAUAACAAUCGCAACUAUUAUAAUAAUAAUAAAUUAAACAAUCGCAAACAACAUUGA